Notechis scutatus (mainland tiger snake) is the source of this 472-nucleotide messenger RNA. NCBI's taxonomy places the organism in Eukaryota, Metazoa, Chordata, Lepidosauria, Squamata, Elapidae. The record is from RefSeq and is a predicted model, not a curated record.
AACCUGGUCCGCUGGUGCGACUCGUCUCCCUGUAAGAAUGGAGGGAAGUGCUGGCAGACCAGCAAUCACUACCGCUGCGAGUGCCCGAGCGGCUGGACCGGCCUGUACUGCGACGUACCCAACGUCUCUUGCGAGGUGGCUGCGCGACGGCAAGGACUGGACGUGGCCCGCCUGUGCCGAAACUCCGGCCUCUGCGUGGACAGGGGCAACACCCACUUCUGCCAUUGCCAGCCUGGCUAUACGGGCAGCUACUGUGAAGAGCAAGUGGAUGAGUGCUCCCCAAACCCCUGCCAGAACGGGGCGACCUGCACGGACUAUCUAGGCGGCUAUUCCUGCGAGUGCGUGGCUGGCUACCAUGGCAGGAAUUGCUCGGAGGAGAUCAAGGAAUGUCUUUCCCAUCCCUGCCAGAACGGUGGCACUUGCAUUGAUCUGCUCAACACCUACAAGUGCUCUUGUCCACGCGGAACCCAAG